AUGCCCUUGUGUCAUUUGGCCACCUGUUUAACCUCCCUAACUCCUAAGAGACGAAAUAGCUCUGGCAGGAUGAGUGAGCGCUCUGGUGCAAGCACUCUAGCGUCUAUGACGCUGGAGGAGCCAGGGGCUGAACAAGCAUCUCCCAGAGCCCCGGGCCCUCUUCGCUGUGGCCCCUGUGCUGUGUGGCCUCGCCAGCAGACUUGGCUGUGCGCUGUGCCCCUGGUAAUGGGCUUUGUGGGACUGGGACUCAGUCUCAUGCUGCUGAAAUGGAUUGUGGUGGGAUCUGUCCAAGACUAUGUCCCCACUGAUCUAGUGGAUCCUAAAGGUAGCAUUGGACAGGACCCUAUAUUUCUCUCCAAACCCAGUGCCAUGCCCAAGGGGCCCGACAUUUCCACCGCCACCACUACAUCAGCUGCCUCUACAACAGCAAUGGUGUCCACUACCACGCCGCUAGCCGCUGAUGGUACUGCCCCAGCGCCAAGAACUCGAUCUGGGCCACCAGCAAACCACUCAGCCAAUGGCAGCACUGCCAAUGGAGAUGGAAACCGAGCCCCACACCUUCACAACCGUGUUGGCACCCGUGUUGGUGGGACUGUGGUUACCACCUCCACCACUCGCGCCACCCGACUCACCCCACCACCAAAUGGUAAGGAGGUCACCCCUCGGAGCACUGUCCGAAAAGGAAGCAGCUCUGGGAAUGGACGUAACGGACCUGCCAACGCAAAGCCAGGACAGACUUCUGCAACCAUCACCACCACAGCAUCCACCACAACUACCACUACUGUGAAGACCACCGCCAAGGUGCAGCCGACCACCUCCCAACCGUCAGGCCCAGUCAAGCCCACACGCUGGAAUCAUGGACGCCAAGGCAAGGGCCCAGCUACACGCCCACACCACCGCUUCCGAACACCAAUGGCCCCCACACUUCCUAGUCUACGCUCAGAGGUCUUCAAGCCAUGUGUGGAAGACAAGGACCUGGCCUUUUGCCUAAAUGAGGGGGAGUGCUCCAUCAUUGAGACCGUGGCUGGGGUUCACAGACACUGCAGGUGCAAGGAGGGCUACCAUGGACUACGCUGUGACCAGUUUGUGCCCAAGACAGAUGCUAUCUUGUCAGACCCAACGGAUGAACUUGGGAUCGAGUUCAUGGAGAGUGGUGACACCUACCAGAGGCAGGUGCUGUCCAUCUUCAGCAUUGCCUCAGGGAUCUGUCUUCUUGGAGUGGCAUGUAUGGCUCUCUACCGCCGAAACAAGAGACAUAGAGAAAAACUCCAGGCUCAUUUCUCUGAUGGCCGCAACUUGAGAGACUGCAGCAUCAACGCCUCUGGCCUCAUGUCCAAAUCUGCACCUAGGCCUCAAUAUAGUCUACAACUCCAAAAGAGCUGCAGUUCCCAUGGAUCGUCUGUUAAGGGAGGCAAUGUGGCACCAGAGCGCUGUCUAAAGGGAAAACGCUUCAGGAGUAGUUCCCUUUCGCUCAGUCCUGCCCAACAAAGAAGGGAGAACAAUUACUUCAGGACCCCACCCAUUUCCAGAGGAAAACACAAAAUAUCAACAAACCUCAUCGAUGGAUCCAGAGUGGCCGGCCAUGUGUACAAACACUUGCAGGAGGAUGAGUCAACAGAUAUGGAGUCCAUAGGAAGGUGUGAUUCUGCCAGCGGAAGGGUCGGUGCCCUCCUCAGCAGGACAUCACUCUCUCACUUUGCAGCCAAGAAGGGAUGGACUGAGGUCCCUUGCACCCGUCUGGAUAAGGGAACAACCUUCCUGCCACCCUCCCUGCGCACCCGCUCCGUGCCCAUCAUUCCCUCGCUUCAAGCAUGUGACUGCGAGGCAGGGCACGCAGACACAAGUGACCGGAACAAAGGGGGACUUCUUAAGUGGCACCCUGUGUUGGCUGGAAAGACAGCGAUGGCCAUUAGCAACCCUCCCUCAACCCCAUGUGAGACUGUUGUGCUGGUGCCUGGUGUUAUGCCUGGCAGUGUUAGCCCUCCUGCCACAACCACCGCUCCCAGCUCCACGCAAACAUCCUCCUCCAUUGAAAUUACAGUGGAACUCGCACAGGAAUUAAAACAGAAAAGCCUUUCCAACCCCAUGAAAAUGUCUGGGUCUCACAGCGAGAUUCACCGCAGUGGCACAAACGCUCAGGAGGCUGGGACUGUGCGGGAGUCAGAGGGGAAAAGUGUCCAGUAUUCAGCCAGAAUUCUCCACACAGGCAGUGGGACCAGAGGUUUGAAGGCAGCAGUCCAAAGAGAAGCCCAGGGACCGUGCCAAGUUCAGACGUCCCUCAUGUACGGAGGCGCAAACUUAUCCUUGGCCACCAAAGGACCCAGCUGCAGAGGAACUGGAAAUGCUUAUGCCAGGCCUUCUGCGAGCUGA
This is a messenger RNA of Scomber scombrus (Atlantic mackerel), 2370 nucleotides long. RefSeq names its product neuregulin 3b (gene nrg3b). Gene Ontology annotation, biological process: intracellular signal transduction; animal organ development; nervous system development. Gene Ontology annotation, molecular function: chemorepellent activity. The record is from RefSeq and is a predicted model, not a curated record. NCBI's taxonomy places the organism in Eukaryota, Metazoa, Chordata, Actinopteri, Scombriformes, Scombridae.